UUUAUUUUAUGCGGCAAAAUACCAGGGAGUUUUCCUGAAGCCCGAGACAAAGGAGAUGAUGGGCAUUCGUGUGGCUUCUCUGUCAUCGUCACUUCGGGGUGGGCCGGAUCACCGUGUUUGCUCCUGGGGCCUGGCUGGAUUCAGGUAGUGAAACCCACCCCCUGGCGCCUGAGCUGAGGUCAGGCUGACAGCACCUGCCUCUGGCAAGGCAUGUUUCCAGGCUGGAUUCAGACGACGGUCGGCUCGGGCACCUUUCCCAGGCGGCUCUACAGACGUGGGUUUCUUUCCGGGGUCUUCAUUCUUUUUCUUUGACCUGUUUGUCUUUUUCAUUUAUUUAUUGUUUUCACCAACACCCUCUCCCGAUUACUGCAGCUUUACAGUGUGUCUUCGAGUGAGGUAGUGUCUGUCUUCCAACUCUGCUCUUCCCCUGCAGGGCUGCCUUGGCCGUCUGGGUUUCCCCUCCACGUGAACGUCAAGGCCAGCCUGUCAACAUGCACAGAAACAGCUUGCUGGCGUUGAGCCGGGCUGUGUUGAAUCUACAGAUCAGGUGCUACUUCCUCUGUCUGAAUGACCAUCCCCUCUCCUUCCCUGUUGGGGAUAUACUCAGCCACCAAGACUUUUCUAAGGACACACCUCCCUCCUCCUUCCCCACCCCCCACCCCGCAGCUCCAGGCUCCUGCUGCUGCCCUGUCCGGUGUGCGAUUUGCGGAGCGCACUCCCAGCCUUUUAUCUGCAGCAUCGUGGUUUCUCUCCCUUUUCCCCGCGUCCCCAUCUCGCAGCUCCUCCCUCCCACCCCCCAUCUGCACGGAGGCCCCCUGCCUCUUCUGCUGCCACUUCCUCGCGUGUCUUCCACCUGCCACGUGUCCUCCAGGCGGGGAGAGCAGAACCCAGAACCUUCGGGAGGGAACCAGGGGCCAAUGCAGGACCCCAGAGGGUUGCGUGCAGGCAGAACCGGGUCAGAUGUGCCGAGAGGCGCGGAGAUGGGGCCAGACCCCGAUUUCUCUUCUGCAAUCACUGCUGAGCCCGCACGCAACCGCCAGUGGGUCCGCAGUGACCUGGGCAGCGGGCGGUGCCCCAGCAGGAAAAAAAGAACUUUCCUUGGGCCCCCUCAUCGGCCAGGUUGGGGACUAUGACCGGGACGCCUGCCUUUAAGUCCUGGCCGAGCCCAGCUUCUGACGCAGACAGGAGAGGCGACCACCGGAGGGAGGCGCUGGGAGGAUGCCCGGGGGCUGACCCACAUCAGAACCCGGACCAGAGCCUGGGUCUGCGGGGUCAGACACCGACCCGGUUCAGGUCCAGACAUGGCGGGGGGGCACGGCCUCACCCGACAGGCUACUCGGCCCCCUGGAGAGCCGGACACUCCUCACCCGGGACAUGCCCCAGCCCUCCUCAGAGCAUCGUCAGUCCCCACACGCUGUGCAAACAUGUGCUGUGGAAGAUGGGCCACGUCCACGUAGACAGAGGAGUGUGGUUCCUCCCUCCCGCGCUCUUCCCACUCCCCUGUUGAUCAAUUAAUUUCCCACCAGUUUCUGCUCUUGUAGACAGCGCUGCAUGCAUCUGUGAAGCCGGAGAGGGGUGGAUGGGUAACUUCGGCAAAUUGUUCAACAUUCCACGUGGUAGCCUCAUCGUCUAGCGAUGACCAGCGCCAUCUCCCUUGCAGAGCUGGAGGAGGAUGAAGUGAGUUAGAAUUUGUAAAGCUCUUGGGCCAGUCGAGACCAGUGUCCAAAAAUCGUAAGCACUCCACACUGCGGUAAAAACCAGACCUGCACAUGCACUUUCCGGGUGCUGGGGAGCGGGUUUGAGUGUGCAGUGCUGUCUGGGAGCUCUGCAUACGCGAGCACACACACGUGCCAGCGUCUGAUAGCGUGGCAGGUGUGCAGAUGGACUAUGAGUUAUUUAAUAAAACCCUG
Molecule: messenger RNA, 1910 nt
Organism: Myotis davidii
Lineage: Eukaryota; Metazoa; Chordata; Mammalia; Chiroptera; Vespertilionidae
Exons: 4
Coding region: 492-1133 (213 amino acids)
Source: RefSeq, a predicted model, not a curated record